AUUUCGGAUUUGAAAUUAAUUACCACGUUAAACGGUUAACGUUAAUGUCAACCCUGUUGUAAAAGUCUCACGCGUCAUUUGCGCCAUUUAUAGUAAUAAUCCGUUAUAAACGUGUGAUGAUCAGCCGCAAGGAUUAUUUAUUAAUUGUGGAAAUUUAGAAAUUUCGGAGAGGUGUAAAUUUCUUACAUAAUAAUUAUGGCGAAAAUCGUUGAUCUUGAACGGCUUGAAGACCAGUUAUACCACUAUCACCCGGAAUUGAGACUCGACAGUGAAGACUUGAAAUUAAAACGACGUAACAGGUUGUUUAUGCAACUACAAUCAAGUCAACCUAAAGUGCAGCUGGUUGCACUAGAUGCUGUUUCUUCACUUACAAACAUAAAGAGUAUGUUAGAAAAGUGUAAGGACGUUGUUCUUGAUUAUUCCCAUAUAAUUUCGUCGCCUGCCAUGUCUCUUAUUGAAUCUAGCGGUGAUGAGUAUUUAGGUACCCAAAGACCACGUCGUACGGCAACACGUAAACGAAGAAGCACAUCUAUCCAAUACAAUGGCUCUGAAGUAAGUAAAUCUCAGUGUGGCCGAAAAGAUGAUUCGCCGCUGUCGUUAUCUAUUUUAAUACCUCAAGUAGUAAAGGGUUCAGAGAAAAUGGAAAUUUCGAUUGACUUGGGGGAACUUGAUGCUUCUCAACGAUUAUUCGCUAGUCGUGUUGACGAAUUGUUGCGUAAACGAUCGAAUAGUAGCCACCAGAUAGAAGAUGCGCCCUCGAAAGAAAAUCUGAACAGCAAUAAAUGUAAAGAUUUGCAAUUGCCUAUAGCUACAUCAAGUACUAUGGAAACUAUUAAUGAAAAGCCAGAAGAUGCGAUGUUAUCACGUUUGAUUUCUCAAGUGCUUGUCGAAAAUCAUGAGACAGAAACUUUACAAGCCACCAAUCUACUUGAUAAUAUCAAUAAUAAUGAGCGCUGUAAUUAUAGGGCGGAUGUGCCUGAUUCUGUUGAUUCUUCUAAGGAGCAAUUAGCAAAGAAAAAACGCCAACGAAAACCGAAAAAAUCAUUACAUGUAGAAAAAGGACCACCGAAAAAACGUGGUCGAAAACCGAAAAACAAACCAGAGAAACAAAGUUGCUUAGAAAACGGGGAAACGGCUAAAAGCGACUUGGCUAAGUACGUUGAACUUUUUUCCAAUACAUGUAAUAUAGCAGGAUCUAUAACGCCUGCGGCUUCUUCAACAAUAUCGCAACAGUUAGUGACAUCCACGACUCAUUACUUGGAUUCGAGUGAUCAGCAACCAAUCACAUAUUAUCUUGAAGGUGAUUGGGAAAACGGUGGAAAUUGUCAACUUUUACAAACCGAUAAUACGCACAUUGAUGGUGGUCAAGAAGAAUUCAAUAUGGCAGAGUUGGUAAAUUACAUUGACAAUGUCGGCGAUGCUGGAAAUGCAAUUGCGCGGGUACUUGACGCCCCUGCUACCUUGCCUGUUUUGCGACAGGACUCACAAUCGCAAAGCAAUGCCAUAGUUCCGCCGCCAGCACACGUCUCCGAUGUAUUAUUGGAUUUAUCCAAAAAGUCUACAAUAUCUUAUAGUCAGAACGCAACAGAUAUUAAUAAUGUAGCGAUCGAAACUGACAAUCAGAAUCUAAUGCCUCUGGACUUGUCUUUAAAAUCAGCAAAACUAAUUCAAAAGUCCGUUCAGAACAACAAUAACAUAGCGCCUUUGGAAACUAAUUUUAAUAAUAAUUGUGCGGGAAAAUUAAACGAACCGACGGAGGGUGUCUUUGGUGCGCACGAUUAUGCUUCUUUUAGAGCAGCGCUAGACAUGCCUCUCAUUGACCUUGAAGAUAAUAUCAAUGCCUUUAUGCAAUUAACCAACAACGAAGCACAUACAUCAGCUUCUACAGCAGAAAAUACUACAACAGAUUGUGCAUUAUUAAUUAAGGACACUGCUAACAAUACACUACCGAUUUGUGACUUUGCACUCCGUGAAAUUCUUUCCGACACUACUUUAUGCAACAACAAUUACAAUCAGGACUCCCAAUAUAAUAGUAAAAUCAAUGAUUUAAAUUCGAACGUUGUAAAAAAUGGCGAAAGCGGUAACGCCGUAAAUCAAAGAAAAGUCAAUGAUAACGUAGUGAACGAGCGCACUGAUACUGUUGCGAUCGGUGUGUAUGGGAGUUUAACUCAACGUAAUUCCGUGGCCACUUGCAGUCAUGAUAGUGAUAGAGGGCAAUGGUGUGAGGAACUCUCCGCUACUAAGAAAGACAACACCUCAAAUACUGAAGCUAAAUUAGCAAAUGUGGCAGAAAAUAGUGAUGAAAGAGCAGAAUAUUCUUCCACCAUGGGUGGUAUUGAUCAUAUUGAUGAACUACACGGAGAUUCAGGUGAUUUUCUAUUCGUGGACACAGAAACACUUGUGACAAAUAAAUUAAAAUCUUCAUUUGAUGGACUGGUUAGUGCCACACAAUUAGAUACACCUACCGAAUGUCUUACUGCAACUAAGGCCAGCCAAAAAACUAACGCUAACGAACCCGAUACUAAGAACAAUGAAGAUGUCGCCUUUGAUUUGUCAACAAAAGCUGAUCAUACGAAAAGUAUUGAUUUAGAAGAAGAUCACCCGAGUCAUAAUGUUAGUGUACAUUUAGAAAUACCACAGCUACCGCAGUUGGAAAGCAAUUCCGAGGAGUUCACUUACGAUUAUGAGACAUGUCUUGAAAGCAAUGAAGAAAAGGACAGCGCCGUAUAUGCUGUGGCAGAAAGCACGCAACAAAACACUGUAGAAAAUAAUGCCAACGAAUCGCAAAAAAGUGACAACUUAGGUGGCAAUGAUUCAGGUAUAGGCAAUUCUGUAGUUGGCAGUGUUUGCGACAGUGUAGAGGUGGAAGCCAGAUCAACAAUGACGUUGAUUACUAACAACAAUCACUCCACAGUUAGCAAUUUUAUGGCAGAGGAAGCAGCGGAAAUAACAAAAAGGUCGACCGGAAAUGUUGAUCCGAAGGCGAACAUUGAAAGUGGUAAAGGCAAGGAGCAGGCAGUAUGUCUGGAGGAGGAAGAAAAAGUUAAUGAAAUAGAAAGCUGUCGUGUGGAGGAUUCCGUCAUUUUCUGUAAGCCGACGAGUGUAAACGCAUCUAGUGCUUUAGAAACUGAAGCACAAAAUCUAACGCAAAGAAAUCAUCGUAAAGAAAAUGAAAGUUUCAACCAAUCGACGGACGUAUCUUUGGAGGGUCUACUAGAGGUGUGUACUGAAAAAUUGGGUGCUGUUUCGACGGACCACAACUGCUUAGAAGCAGACCAGAAACAAGCAAUUGUAGGAGUGUCAGAUAAUGGAAAAGCAAAACAAACCGAUACAAUUCACAAUUUAUCUGUGCUGGAGAUGGAAUUGAAAAUGGAUGAUGACUGCUUGGAUUUCGAAGAUGAAAUGGAAGACGAUGCGCUAUCUCUAGCAACCUCCUAUUUUAAUUCAUCAGAUGAUGAGCGGUGUCCCGAUAUGGAUCGUGCUACUGCGCCCGACUUUAAGUCUGAUAACACGAAUGACAACAAUGAAAACAAGCAGGUGGUAAAUAACGAAAAUGAAGAAAUGGUGGACGAUAAGAGUACAGUUGUCAAGGUGGAAGCUACACACGUGUCGAGUGAUAUUUUAAAAAAGUUCAAAAUACCGAAAAUCUCAAUGAUGACCGCAACGGCGAAACACGCUAGGCCAGAAGAGAACGUGACCACAGCAGCCGCAUUACCAAUGGUCAUAGUGCCAACGACGGCCUUAAAUAAGCAGCUAAUUAAAACGGAACGGGAUGCCAUCAAAACUGUAAAUUUGGAGAAAAUCACACGCACCGUACAAAAUGUGUGCGCGGUAACGCCGUUAACGCAACAGCAACCGACUUACCAGCCUCAAACUACUGCCAGCACCACUCAAAAUGCGUUCAUUACCAUCAAACCGCUUAUAAGCGACAUAUUGCAAUUGCCGUCCUCAUCUAGUAACGAACAGGAUGUGAAAGAUUUGAAAGCAAUUGAUAAUAACAAACAAAUUGCAUGUAGGAAUGUGGAAUUUGCGGGUAAUAGUGGUGAUGGUCAGAACUCCAGUCCGCACACAAUAGUCAUUGCGAGGACUUUUGGUGUCAUGUGUUUGCCGUUCUUAGUGGACCGAUGUUUUAAGCUCGCCAACUGCGAAGUCUCGCAUAUAUUUCGCGAUUCGGAAACAGUCGGGAAUAUAUUGCUUACAUUUUCAGAGAUGGAACUAAAUGCUGCAUAUAGAUUUGCUUAUAAUCAUGAAAAGCUUUUUCGUCGUUACAUGCACGAGUUCUGUCGUGCCUACUCGGCGCGAAACAAUCGCAUAAAACUCUUGCAUAUGGCGCGUGACUGUGUGCGUUACCAUGACGGUAACAAGCUAUUGACGACCAUAUUUCAUAGUCUGGAAUAUUGCGGCCUAAAUAAAAUUAAUGCAUGCCGACAGAUCUUGAGUUACAGUCAAGAUAGAUCACAAGCAACCAUAGAUGUGCUGUUAGACAUUAUAUUGGAAGCCGAUUGGACUAUGUUUUGUGAUCACAUCGAGAAAUUCAUAGAUAUUACUGCAUACAAAUUUCGUUUAAAAGUGGUGGAUCAAAUGGCGCCCACCAUCUUGCGGGCAAACGAUCAACGAAUGACUUCGCUCUUCUUCAAAUGUCUCGUGAAUUUGGAUUCGAAUGAUGUCGGACUUGUUCAAACUUCACCCAUACUAAUGCAAUUGCUAGAGCUGAUAAAGAAUGGACAAAUAUGCCGGUAAGUGUGUUGUGGUGCUGAGUUCAUUGCUAAGCAUAUGUACUG
Molecule: messenger RNA, 4781 nt
Organism: Bactrocera oleae (olive fruit fly)
Lineage: Eukaryota; Metazoa; Arthropoda; Insecta; Diptera; Tephritidae
Product: serine-rich adhesin for platelets
Source: RefSeq, a predicted model, not a curated record